UUCCGCUGCUGGAGGUUAGUUUCACUACUUAAUAAUACGCACGUUACAAUCCCCUAUAUGUUAGUUAUAUAUACACCAGGUUUAGCCAUAUAGCAAAAAUAACCCAUAAUUUAGUAUUGAUAUCUCGGCAUAAGUGUAACGAGGUGUAAUCUAUAUUUAGGAAAUACGUAUCAUAAGUUAGCAGCUGGGAAUUUGGACAAGGGUGUCCUUCACGAUUCAUCUGCGAAAUGCGCCUCACUGUUAGAGCACUCAUAUCUCAUGGACGAGUGGCCCGUAAAAUUGGUCUUGGUCCCGAGUCCCGAAUUAAUGUGCUUCGGAACAUUCUUACGGGCUUGGUUCGACACGAGAGGAUUGAGACUACUCGAGCCCGAGCCGAUGAGGUCCGAUUUUACGCUGAAAAGUUGAUUGACUAUGCCAAAAAAGGAGUCACUGAUGAGAAGGCAAGGAAGAUGGUGGAUUUUUGGCUUACGGAGAAAGAUCUGAUUCCAAAGCUUUUCGAAGUUCUUGCUCCAAGGUUUGAAAACCAGUCAAGCGGCUACACGCACAUGGCCCGUAUUCCUAACCGGGAGAACCUGGACCGUGCAGCCAUGGCUGUACUCGAGUACAAGGGCAACCCUUUCCCUCCCCCGUUUCCCGUCAGACAUAAGAAUGAACUGAACCUGAUUAAUCAGCUCCUAAAGGGCUACCAAGAAGAGAAAGCACAACUUGCUACUAAAAUUAGGGACUCGUAGAAGAUUCAUUCACCAUGUUACUUUUCAUUUAAUAAAUGUAGUAGUUUGUGUCUUUCUGAUUUCAUGUCUCCUGAGCAUAUCUUGUACUGGAACUAUGCCGACUGGUCUAAGAAAAUAAAUAUUUCUGGGCAUCAGAGACAAUGAAGUUACUUUCCAGCUGGCAGUUGAAGUGAGAACUUUUUAUUUUCAUCAUAAAAAGCAAUACACCCAAUUAUGUGUUGUGCAAGGGUUCAGACAUGUUAAAGAUCUUAUGAAUGUGCCACUUCAGUUGUUGCCAGGCUUCAGUAAGUAGUUUAUUUCCAUCUGUAAAAUAUUUGUGUAACAGAACUCAUGGGGAUCCAAGUCUUUACAAAUAUUUUGUAACUCUUUCAAUGCUUAUAAAUUUCAACUUUA
Molecule: messenger RNA, 1124 nt
Organism: Electrophorus electricus (electric eel)
Lineage: Eukaryota; Metazoa; Chordata; Actinopteri; Gymnotiformes; Gymnotidae
Gene: mrpl17
Product: mitochondrial ribosomal protein L17
Biological process (GO): translation
Cellular component (GO): ribosome; mitochondrial large ribosomal subunit
Molecular function (GO): structural constituent of ribosome
Source: RefSeq, a predicted model, not a curated record